UUAUUAAGAACAUGAAAAUCACAUUUCACAUGGUCUUAAAGAAAGUCAGGGUUUAAUCUUUACACGAUUAAGGGUUAUCCAAUAAUUUUAUCAGGGAACCUUUCCCUAUAAAUUUGAGCACCCUGGAAACGAUUUGAAGCAAACAAGUUGAAGUAUUCACAGAAAAAAAAAUGAAGAGAAUAAGCAUUAGCAUUGUGUUGUUGGCCUGUCUGGUGGCAUCUGCCGCUGCACAGAGUGCUUCUGGCGUGAUAGCUUAUUGGACUAACUACAAUGUUACAAACAACAACUGGGACUAUAAUGCCGCACAUGUUUUCUGCGCCGCUGUGGAUGGCGAUAAGCCCUUGGAGUGGCGCAGCAAAUAUGGAUGGACCGGUUACUGUGCAUCAGUUGGUCCGCAAGGUGAAGAGGCUUGCGGCUUGUGCUUGAGUGUGACCAACACUGAAACUGGAGAUAAAGAAACGGUGAGAAUUGUUGAUGCAUGCGGCAGUGGUGGCCUAGUGUUGGACCUGGAGACAGCUUUUAGACCGAUCGACAGCAAUGGGAAUGGCUAUGCACAAGGGCACCUUGUUGUGGACUUGGAGUUUGUGGAUUGUGAUGCCGUACCACCACCACCGGCAGGUCCAAGUGAGUCUAACGUCACAGCUUAUUGGACUGACUACAAUGUUACGAACAACAACUGGGACUAUCAUGCCGCAAAAGUUUCCUGUGCUGCGGUGGAUGGCGAUAAGCCCUUGGAGUGGCGCAGCAAGUAUGGAUGGACCGGCUUCUGUGGAAGCGUUGGUCCUCAAGGGGAAGACGCUUGUGGCUUGUGCUUAAAGGUAACCAACACAGCCACGAAUGCUGAGGAAAUAGUGAGAAUCGUUGAUGCAUGCGGCAGUGGAGGCCUGGUGUUGGACCUCGAAACCGCGUUUAGGCCAAUUGACACCAAUGGAAACGGCUAUGCACAAGGGCAUCUUACUGUGGACUAUGAAUUUGUGGAUUGUGGCGAUUCCAGCCAAGUUCUUGUCUAUUCCCAGUAACUUCUCGAGUUACAGAAGAUUGAUUCCCACUUAACUAAUUUGCCAUGAAUAAAUCUGUCGGAACCAUGUUUUAUGUAAUAAACGUGUUAGUGGGAUGAAAGUCUUGGCUGUUUGUAAGAUCAAAUGAUCAAAUAAAGUUA
Durio zibethinus is the source of this 1159-nucleotide messenger RNA. RefSeq lists its product as uncharacterized. The record is from RefSeq and is a predicted model, not a curated record. Gene Ontology annotation, biological process: defense response to bacterium; defense response to fungus. Gene Ontology annotation, molecular function: RNA nuclease activity. NCBI's taxonomy places the organism in Eukaryota, Viridiplantae, Streptophyta, Magnoliopsida, Malvales, Malvaceae.